AUGACAGCCGCGACCUCGGGCGUGCUGCGGUCAGCCGACCUCUUUGCGCUUCUCGCUUCGUACCAAGAUGGCGUCAUUGAAGACGUGCUGCGCUUCCGCGUCUUCACCGAGGCCGACUGCGACCGCCUCAUCAGCGGCGACAUAGCCACCAUGCUCCUCCCGCAACUGCAUGCGGUCGACGCCGCGCUGGCACCUUGGUAUGCAGCCGUCGGCACCUCUCGCCUUCUAUCCGUUCUUCGUGACGCGCCGCCCAUGCGCUAUAUGGUGUUGUACCACGCAGCGUACGCCGACCGCGUCGACAUUGCUGGCUUUGUCCACGCCCACUAUCGCCUCGAAUCGUCGUGCGACCACCUCCUCGACCUCGCCGCGCUGCGCGGCAGCCUCGCGACGCUUACAUUCUUCCUCGCCAACGGGUACAGUGGCCUUACAGGGCACGCUCUUGACCUUGCGGCGCGACAGGGUCACUUGCACGUCGUGGAGCACAUUACUGACCACACGGACGUGGUCGGCUCGACGCGCGCGAUGGACGGUGCUGCAUCCGAAGGGCACUUGACCGUCGUCCAAUACCUCCACGCACGACGCCGCGAAGGGGCAACGGUCGCAGCCCUCGAUGGCGCCGCCGCCAACGGGCAUUUGGCGAUCGUGACCUUUCUGCACGAGAAGCGAACGUACGGAGCAACCCGCGGCGCCAUCGACCGCGCGGCGCUCAAUGGUCACUUGGACGUGGUUCGGUUCCUGGUGACACAUCGCAGCGAAGGCUACAGCGCGCGCACGUGCGAGGCUGCACUAGCCCAUGGCCACAAGGACGUCUAUGAGUAUCUUUUGACGCGUGCCUCGUAAAACCAGUUAGUCGUAGCGAUCAAGCACGUAGGUCGUUCAAUGUAUUACCGCACAGCACUAGUGCAAAGCGAAUGAAUGAAGCGCAUCGUCACGUACAUUAGAUCCAGGA
Saprolegnia parasitica CBS 223.65 is the source of this 949-nucleotide messenger RNA. RefSeq lists its product as hypothetical. The transcript has a single exon. Bases 1 to 840 code for a protein of 279 amino acids. NCBI's taxonomy places the organism in Eukaryota, Oomycota, Saprolegniomycetes, Saprolegniales, Saprolegniaceae. The record is from RefSeq and is a predicted model, not a curated record.